UAACAUGAUUUCAACAUGAUUUCAAGAUGAUUCCAACAUGAUUCCUUGAUUUAAUAAAAUUGUGCUCUAGUACAAUUGUUUAAGAAUAAAAGCGCAAGCCAUCAGGUGACGAUGCGUGCCUUUACGCAUGCGCAUGGAUCCAAUAUGUUGUCAAGCAUGUCUACGUCGGCAAGUUUAUCCUAGUGAUAACUGUAUAUUACCCGGACUUACCUUGAUAUUUCUCGCAAACAAUUGACAGGUGCGUUGAGACAAUCUCAUCCGAUCGCCAUGCAUUUGGGAAUAACUUCCCAGCAAAAUAAGUUCUUAAGUUUCAUAAAGUCCUAGUGAACUUCUGUCCAGAACCAUUGCAUUCCUCAAGAUUGGCGAAGAUUCUAAAAAUGCAUCGACCUUCGUGGACGCUUAUAUUUUCUGGAAUUUUUCUGGGUUACAUUGCCUAUGCAAUAUACAGCAUUUCUCUAUUAUUUGUUCCACCAUCAUGUGAAGCUGGAACAACUUGCCUGAAGUCGUACCUCAAUUACAAGCCUAAACUUCAGGUUCAUUUAUUCGCUUCACCAAGUGCCAGACCCACCAACGACGUCUAUAGGAUACACUCGGAGCUGAAAUUUGAUUAUAAUGCACCCAAGGAAAUGCCAGUAAAUCUACAGAUUCCACCGAAAACUCGACAGAAUGGAACUCUAUUUCUUCACAUAAUUGUUCUUCCCGAAGUUACUGAGAACAAAAAACAGGACUACUCAUUUUUCAACUUGCAAACGAAUCCAUAUGCAGUGAUGACAAGAAUAAAACUUACGCAAUUCGCUGUACCAGAGGCAGAAACUUUCAAUCUCCUCGAUGAUAAGUCCACAAAAUCGAAAAAAUCCCCAAAAAGUCGCGCCAAAUCGGUCUCGCACCUGAGAACUCGUGUUACAUUCAGAAUGGUGACUGAUGCCGAAGAAUUUCCAGCACAAAAACUUCCUUUAGAACUCGUGCAGAGUCUCAAGGUGACUCGGGAGGGUGUAUUCCUGCCAAUAAUCAAUUACGAUUUUCUCCAAACGAGACAUCGAGACCUUGUGCAGAUUAAACCCGAGGAUCACAUGAUGAAUCUGACGGUUUCUUAUGCUCCAACGACGAUGGGACUCUUGAGACUCGUGCUCCAGGUGAAAACUACAAUGGAGACCAUGAAAUCACUUGGUUUCUCUGACAGAGAUGUCGAUGAAGUCAAGGGAAUUUACGCUGACACGAAUUUGUAUCUGUUGGCUGGCACGAUUUUCAUCGCUUCCAUGCACCUGCUAUUCGAUUUCCUGGCGUUUAAAAAUGACAUAAGUUUCUGGAAGAGUCGAGACAGCUUUGAAGGCUUAAGUGUUACGACUGUGGUUUGGCGAGGAUUCAGUUCGACGAUCGUCUUCCUUUAUUUAUUGGAUGAAGGUUCCUCUCUUCUUGUGUUAAUUCCAUCCGGAAUUGGAACUUUAAUUGAGAUUUGGAAGAUCAAGAAAGUAUUAAGACUUCAAAUUUCAAGUGGCGGACGAAUAAUCUCGAGAGUAAUGGGGAAAAAAGAUGGAAAGAAUGAGAACGAGGAGAACAAAACUCGUCAAUUCGAUGCCGAGAGCAUGAGAUAUUUAUCCUAUCUAUUAUAUCCAUUGGUCAUUGGUGGAGCUGUUUAUUCUUUGUUGUACCAGCCACAUAAAAGCUGGUAUUCAUGGACAAUAAAUUCCCUGGUAAAUGGAGUCUACGCCUUCGGAUUCCUCUUCAUGCUGCCACAAUUAUUUGUCAAUUACAAAUUAAAAUCAGUAGCACACUUGCCAUGGCGUGCAUUUAUGUACAAAGCAUUCAAUACGUUUAUCGACGACGUUUUUGCAUUUAUUAUAACAAUGCCAACAUCACACAGAGUGGCUUGUUUCCGUGAUGAUAUCAUCUUCCUCAUCUAUUUGUAUCAACGAUGGCUUUAUCCAGUGGAUAAAACUCGUAUGGAUACAACCACAAUAGUGGAAGAACCGACAAUGCCUUCAGGCCCCAUCAAAAAGUCUGAUAAGAAAAAAGACUAAAACAAAUCACCAGAAAACAUGAUUGUAACCAUUCCAAUGUAGCUAUUUUAAACUCUGUUUUUAGUGUUUAUACCGAAUAGUUGAAUGAAGGGAAUAGACUAUUUAAAUUCAA
Fopius arisanus is the source of this 2130-nucleotide messenger RNA. RefSeq names its product cleft lip and palate transmembrane protein 1-like protein. Gene Ontology annotation, cellular component: membrane; endomembrane system. Bases 378 to 2018 code for a protein of 546 amino acids. Lineage: Eukaryota; Metazoa; Arthropoda; Insecta; Hymenoptera; Braconidae. The record is from RefSeq and is a predicted model, not a curated record. The transcript has 6 exons.